GUCAGGAGUCAGCGACGGUUAUUGCGAGACCUGAUACUCGAGCUGUGGAUCAGGUGUGGCGGUGUCCUCGGACAGGCGGCACUUCACCGCAGAGUCCUGCGUCCUCUCUGGGUGCUUGCGGUUUGCACCGGCGGGAGCCACUGUCUCUGUAGUCCUGAGAGAGAAGAAGGGAAAGAGAGAAACAUCGAUUGGUUGCCUCCCUGUAUACACCUGGACCAGGGGAUCAAACCCACAACCCAGGGGUUUUCUUACCUGACUGUUUUCCUCAAAAUGAGUAUUAGCAUCACCUUCAUAAGACCUUUUGCCAGAGUUUUGGUGCCAUUUACCCUUAACAGGAAGAGAAGGGUUUUAUAUUCAGCGAUUCUGCAGAGAUACAUGUCUUCCAAAAUACCACCUGUGUCCUCUCCUAUUAAGGAGAGUACAUCACCUGAACAGCUGGAAUUGGAUGGGUGGAAAAUUACAAUGAAAUCUAGUGUGCAAGAAGAUGUUUCAACAGUCUCAAGUACUAAGGAUGAAGAUCCUUUAGCGGCCACUAGGGAGUUAAUUGAGAUGUGGAGAUUGCUUGGAAGAGAAGUACCAGAACACAUCAGUGAUGAAGAGCUCAAAACGAUUAUGGAAUAUGUUUCUAAAUCAUCAAAAAAAAAAUAUUUAAAAUAUUUAUAUGUUAAGGAAAAAAUGAAAAAAGCUAAGCAACGAAAAAAGGAAAUAAAAGCUGCAGCAAAGGAAAAAGCAAAAGAAGACCAGCUGCUAGAAACCACUAAAAAAGAAAAACAGCAAAACUUUCUAUUUCUACGACUUUGGGAUAGGCAUAUGGAUAUAGCAAUGGGCUGGAAGGGUGCCCAGGCCAUGCAGUUUGGACAACCUUUGGUUUUUGACAUGGCUUAUGAAAAUUAUAUGAAACCGAAAGAGCUGCAGAAUACUGUUUCCCAACUUUUAGAAAGUGAAGGAUGGAACAGAAGAAAUGUUGAUCCUUUCCAUAUUUAUUUUUGCAAUCUUAAAGGAGAUGGCCCUUUUCAUAAAGAGUUAAUUAAACGUUAUGGAGAAAAAUGGAACAAACUUCUUUUAACAGCAACAGAAAAGUCACACAUAGAUUUAUUUCCAAAGGACAGUAUUGUAUAUUUAACUGCAGAUUCUCCCAAUGUUAUGACUACUUUCAAGCAUGACAAAAUUUACAUAGUGGGAGCUUUUGUAGAUAAGAGUAUGCAACCAGGCACAUCCCUAGCCAAAGCAAAACGGCUGAAUCUAGCAACAGAAUGCCUUCCAUUAGAUAAAUAUUUACAGUGGGACAUUGGUACAAAAAAUCUCACCUUAGAUCAAAUAAUGCGUAUUUUGUUAUGUCUGAAAAACACUGGUAGUUGGGAAGAGGCUCUGAAGUUUGUUCCUACGAGAAAACAUACUGGUUAUCUGGAGAUUCCUCAGCAUUCUAAAGAGUUUGUCAACAAAGUGAAGAAGUCAAAGACUAUUAAUUCAUUUCCAAAAGGCUCUCUGAACAUAUACACACAGAAAAGAUGACUUGAAAGAAAAUACUUAAUAGCUUAAAAAGUAAAUGGGUUGGAAAUACAGGUCUGUUAGUCUUUUCCUAAAUGGAAUUCACUUGCUCUUUCUCUUAAAGGUUGUCUUUCCAAACUAACUGAAGUAUGUAUUUUCCCCAAUUAAGUAAAUAUCUGCAAAACUUUGGAAAUGCAUAUUUUUUUUACUAUUAAAAAAAAUCUUAGAAAGUAAAGAGACUUGUCCAAGUUUGUU
Molecule: messenger RNA, 1743 nt
Organism: Pteronotus mesoamericanus
Lineage: Eukaryota; Metazoa; Chordata; Mammalia; Chiroptera; Mormoopidae
Gene: TRMT10C
Product: tRNA methyltransferase 10C, mitochondrial RNase P subunit
Exons: 3
Coding region: 271-1512 (413 amino acids)
Biological process (GO): positive regulation of mitochondrial translation; mitochondrial tRNA 5'-end processing
Cellular component (GO): mitochondrion; nucleoplasm; nucleus
Molecular function (GO): tRNA binding
Source: RefSeq, a predicted model, not a curated record